This is a messenger RNA of Aricia agestis (brown argus), 3188 nucleotides long. It is a transcript of the gene Hrs, whose product is annotated as hepatocyte growth factor-regulated tyrosine kinase substrate. The record is from RefSeq and is a predicted model, not a curated record. The transcript has 13 exons. NCBI's taxonomy places the organism in Eukaryota, Metazoa, Arthropoda, Insecta, Lepidoptera, Lycaenidae. The coding region runs from base 82 to 2907 and encodes 941 amino acids. Gene Ontology annotation, molecular function: ubiquitin binding; metal ion binding; phosphatidylinositol binding.
UUUCUGUAUACGAAAAAGAUUUGAGUUUUUCGUCUCUAAACAAAAGUUUUUUAUAAUUUCGAGAGUGUAUAGGAUUACAAAAUGUUUCGCGCUAAUAAUUUUGACAAAUUAUUAGAUAAAGCGACGAGUAAUCUACGCCUAGACCCUGAUUGGCCAUCAAUUAUACAAAUAUGCGAUUUAAUUAGACAAAAUGAUUGUUCGCCAAAAUAUGCUGUAGCUGCUGUAAAAAAGAAGCUGUACUCCCAAAAUCCUUAUCAGGCUAUGUUCGCUUUGCUUACCCUGGAAAGUAUUGUAAAGAAUUGUGGCUCUGGUGUUCAUGAUGAAGUGGCAUCAAAGGCAUUUUGUGAAAUGCUUCGUGAUUUAGUGAAAACAACACAACAUGAGAAUUUGAAGACCAAAAUUCUAGAACUGAUUCAAGCUUGGGCUUUCGCUUUCCGGAACUCACCAAAGUAUAGAGCUGUGCAGGAUACUGUGAACAUUCUGAAAGCUGAAGGACAUAAAUUCCCACCUCUCAAGGAAUCUGAUGCUAUGUUCUCUGCGGAUUCUGCCCCGGAAUGGGCAGACGGUGAAGUGUGUCACAGAUGCAGAGUAACAUUUUCAUUGAUGGUGCGUCGGCACCACUGUCGAGCCUGCGGACAAGUUUUCUGCCAGCAGUGUAGCUCCAAAACAUCAACAUUACCUAAAUUCGGAAUUGAAAAAGAGGUCCGUGUGUGCGAUGCUUGCUUUGACAAAGUAAGUCGCCCGCCAUCUUCAACUACAAAAUUGGAAAUAGUGGAUACCGCCAGUGACUAUGGACCAGCUCCAGCUCCGAAGCGACCAGGGGGUAAAUCUGCUGAAGAGUUGCAAGAAGAAGAGGAAUUGCAGCUGGCCCUCGCGCUCAGCCAAUCCGAAGCUGAACAGAAGGAGAAGGAACGAAAAUCUCGUACAUACAUCGCUCCGGAGAACACACUGCAUCCUACAAUUUCUCCCACGCCGUCUUCAGUGAGCGCGUCUCCCGAGCACGGCGGUACCAGCACGGAGUUAUCCCGGUACCUAGACCGCAACUACUGGGAGCAGCGAGUAGCUAGGGAGGCCCAGGCCGCCCCCACUGCGCCGUCGUCGCAUACCACUACGGAGACGCCUGAGCAAGAAUUCACGAAACCGAACACAGCCAAGGGCCAGGAAGAUGAGGCAGAAGACAAGGAAAUUGAUGACUUCGUCGAAACUCUCAAGUCGCAGGUUGAAAUAUUCGUCAACAGAAUGAAGAGCAAUUCAUCUAGAGGUCGCUCCAUCGCCAACGAUACUUCAGUCCAGACACUAUUCAUGAACAUAACUGCUAUGCACUCGAAACUGCUGCGCUACAUACAGCAGCAGGACGACAAGAGAGUUUACUUGGAGAGUUUGCAGGACAAGAUAAGCCAAGUGCGUGACAGUCGCGCGGCUCUCGACACAUUACGGGCUGAGCAUGCAGCGCGGCUGGCAGCAGCGGCCGAAGCGGCGGAGCGCCAGCGCCAACUGCAAAUGGCCGCCAAGCUGCAGGCCAUGAGGAAGAAGAAGCACGAGUACCUGCAGUACCAGAGACAACUCGCGCUGCAAAGAGUGCAGGAACAAGAAAGAGAGAUGCAGAUGAGGCAAGAGCAGCAGAAGCAUCAAUACAUGAUGUCCGCGAGCAGCGGGUUCUAUAUGCCCGGAGUGACAAUGCACCAGUUCCCACAGGGGUACCCCAAUCAGCCCAUGUACGUGAACCCUCAGUUCCACCCGCAGAUGAUGCCACAAACAUCGACAGACGGUACCCCCAUGGCUAACCAGCCACAAAUGUCCCAAGCGAACAUGCCAAUCAACACCCAAAUUGGCCCGAUGCCAUCCAUGCCACAAAUGCACGCCAUGACCACGGCCGGCGCUGCGUUUACCCAAGCACCCACCAGCGCCACCAUGAACCAAGCGAACAUCCGACCCAACAUGAGCCAGCAACUACCCAUGCAGCAGCAGAUGCUGAUGCAGCAGAUGCAAAUGCGCAUGCCCACCCAGCCGGGCAUGCACAUGAUCGCUCAGAACAUCGCCAACGGUAUACCCAUACAGAGCACGCACCCUGCCCAACAGUUACAGAAACCGAAUUUACCCAACCAACCCCAGCAGCCAAACUCCAUGAUGCCACCCAUGACAAUGGGCCAGAUGAAUAUCCCCCAACCGAACCCUAACAACCCGGUGUACGGUAUGCAAAUGGCUCCCAAUAUGAGAAUUCCCGUGAUGACGGGCAACCAGCCGAACAAUAACCAGCAGGUGCCCGUGUCGGGAUAUCCAAAUAUGCAAAAUCAACAGGCCAAUCAGCAGGCACCACAGAUGCACCCUCAAAUGCCUCUACCGGGGCAGCCGUUGACUAUGCCGGGACAGGCGAUGGGCCAACCCGCGCCCAACCAGGGCCAGCUACCUCAAACUCCCCAAGGACCCCCUCAAGGCCAAGCGCCGCACCCGCCGCAGGUGUCCCAGGGUCAACCUAUACCCGUGCAAGGUAACGCUGGACCGAAUCAAGGCCAAGUUAUAAUGCAAGGUCCCCAGCUGCCUCAGCAACCUCAAGGCCAGCCCGGCCAUGUCAUGAAUCAAGGCCAGCAGAUGCCUCCCAAUCAGAUGCCUCCGAGCCAGCAGGGGCCCCAGAUGAACCAAGGACAAAUGCCCCCGCACAUAAUGAUGGGUGCUAUGAAUCAGUCUAUGCCUCAAAUGCAAGGCCAGAUGCCACAGCAGAUGCCCGGGCAACCUCCGCAACAGAUGCCUCAGAAUAUGGGACCAAUGAAGGUGCAGAGUCAAAGUUUCGGCAAUGGCCCACCAAAUCAGCCAAUGGUCCAAAACCAGCCUCCUCCAGCGCAAACUGCGCAGACGCCGGUCAAAUCCGAGCAAAACAACAACACAGCAGAACUUAUUAGCUUUGACUAAACAUAGUGUGCUUACUGUUACUAAAAUAUUUAUUUAAAUGUAUAUUGUAUUAAAUAUAGUUAUUCUAUUGAAAGUAAUAUAAAUUAAUAUUCGCAAUAAAAAGAGAAAGCACUUAUUUUGGUGUGCAUUAUGUAGCUAUCUUUCAAUAGUUAUUAAUAGAGCAUAAUAGUAGAGAUGUUUUAAAAUUCAUCACAUUAGGUUAUUCACCAUGCUCUGACGGAUAGUCAAUUUAAUUUUCACAUAUUUUAUUGUACUUUAUGUAAAUUAUCAAAUUUUUAUUU